Molecule: messenger RNA, 1209 nt
Organism: Xylaria bambusicola
Lineage: Eukaryota; Fungi; Ascomycota; Sordariomycetes; Xylariales; Xylariaceae
Exons: 2
Coding region: 1-1209 (402 amino acids)
Source: RefSeq, a predicted model, not a curated record
AUGUGCUUCGUUGAAUUCCUCGCUUAUCUCUGCGGGCACGCCUCAGUGGGUGUCAAUCGCGCCUGCCCUCUGACAACACACCUAUACAACAACCCAUGCUGCAAUAAGCCGGCAACCCGCCCUUUCCUUGUGAAUACAAUGUGUCACCCUUGCAACCGGGUCAUGCAUGGAAGGCAAGUCGACAUUGCCGAGGCCGAGCAUCGCUGGAUGCAUGAGCGCGGAGCCUGCGGUUGCGAGGUGAUAUUCCCCGGUUUACAGCAGCCAAGGCUUAUGAAGCGGCCGUCUAUUGACGACGAUGAGAAUGCUACUGGCUUAACGACGAAAGCGGCGGCCGGGGUUGGCACCUCAGCUGGUAGUCCUACUUUUCCAGCACACACCACGCAACCAAACUACCAGGGUCCAGGGAAAGGGGUCGAAAUGCCACUGUACAAGGAAACUGCAGUUGGAAACAACGUCGAGGUCGCCGUUCGACUCGGCAGUCUGUAUGGCGCUGAGUGGACAGAGGACCACGCCAAGCUUCACAAGAGCGGUAGAUGCAAGUGUCCUGUCAGCUUCGAGAGAUACAAGCCUCUAGAUACCAGUGAUUGUCAAGACGAGACAUAUAACCUUGGCCGAGAUCAUUCGGAAUCGCUGAACCAGACUUGGGAGACUCAGUACGACUUAUCGUCAUCUAUGGACAGUCACAAUCCCAACGCUCACGCUGUUGUGGCGCCUACAUACACUGCCUAUGCGGGAACUUCGAGUACAAAUAAUAACGCAGCCAAUGACUCCCAGUAUCGACCUGUAUAUAACCGGCUUCCUUCUGGACCAGUGACGCAGUAUCCAUACGGAUAUAGCCAGACUGCCUCCGGGAAUUUCGCGAGGUGGACUGCCGAAGGCCCUCAGAAAUCACUUCUUGACGAGAUACUCGGACCGACAAGACCCGAUGCUUCCCGGCAUGGAGAGCGCACCUGGGAUGCCCAGACGAUGCAUUACCCCAACGUCGGUACCCCGAUUGCUGGCGUCCCAAUUGCUUGCGGAAUAGCACAAGAGAGUGCGUUCGCUUCGGCUGUCGAAUUUCCACAGCCUGAAAGAACUAUUGCCGGAUUUCCCAUCGGCGCCGGCCCGGAAGGAGAGUCUCAUGCCGGAGAUUUCGAGGCAUGCUCUCUUAAUUCAUCAAACACUGCAGACUCGCCAGUGAGAAGACGCCGGUUGUCGUCCGAGUUUUGA